This is a messenger RNA of Colletotrichum paranaense, 1149 nucleotides long. Its product is annotated as EB1-like domain-containing protein. Gene Ontology annotation, cellular component: microtubule organizing center; spindle midzone; microtubule plus-end. Gene Ontology annotation, biological process: spindle assembly; regulation of microtubule polymerization or depolymerization; protein localization to microtubule. The record is from RefSeq and is a predicted model, not a curated record. NCBI's taxonomy places the organism in Eukaryota, Fungi, Ascomycota, Sordariomycetes, Glomerellales, Glomerellaceae. Gene Ontology annotation, molecular function: microtubule plus-end binding. The coding region runs from base 1 to 1149 and encodes 382 amino acids. The transcript has 3 exons.
AUGGUUGAUUGGGCGACCAUUUUAUUGGCAACAAUUUUGGCAGCCUUCACGCCGGGCGCCGACAAAGCAACGAGAUUUAAUUUCUGCCCUGUUGCUCUACAACUUGUCAUUUUUGGUCCUAACCAAUCUCGGCACCUUACUACUUUCCACACGUCUCCUUCUCGACUUCUUCGACCACCAACACCCACUACUACCAACCGCGUCUCUGCUUCUCUCGAGCGUCCUUGCGAAUUUCCUUUUGACAUCCAUCCCGAGCGCGUUUUUCCGAUUGUCAACACAGUUCCGGCCGCAGAGGCAAACAAACACAUACAAAAUGGGCGAAUCCAGGUGGGCAAAGCUUCCAUCCUCUUCCAUCGCGGUGCUACAUCCGGCAGCAUCUUGGACGUUUGCGCAUCGCAACUGUUGGCUGACACGGCAUGGAUUUCCAGACAAGAACUCAUCCAGUGGCUGAACCAGCUUCUCUCUCUCAACAUCACAAAGGUCGAGCAAUGCGGUACCGGUGCAGCUCUCUGCCAGGUGUUUGACAGCAUCUUCAUGGAUAUUCCCAUGUCUAGAGUCAAGUUCAACGUCAACAGCGAAUAUGCAUACAUUCAGAAUUUCAAGGUGCUGCAGAACUGCUUCCACAAGCACCAGGUCGACAAGCCCAUCCCCGUCGAAGCGUUGGUCAAGUGCAAGAUGCAGGACAACCUCGAGUUCCUGCAAUGGACCAAGAAGUUCUGGGACCUGAACUUCCCCGAUCACGAGUACGACGCAGUCUCCCGGCGAAAGGGCGCCCCCGUGCCCUCUGGCGGUGGCCCUGCUCCCCGUGCCGCGUCCGGUACCGGUGCGGCUGCCGCCAGACGGGGCGGUACCACACCCCUCGGCGGUGCACGCGUUCCCAAGGCGGCAGGCCCCGGCACAGCUGCCCUGCAGCAAGAGAACGCCACUCUCAAGGAGACGGUCGUCGGCCUCGAGCGCGAGCGUGACUUCUACUUCAGCAAGCUCCGCGAUAUCGAGCUCUUGGUGCAGCAGGCCGUGGAGGAGGACCCUGAGCUUGAGAAGCAGGAGGACGGCCUCGUCAAGCAAAUCCAGACUAUCCUGUACUCGACGGAGGAGGGAUUCGAGAUCCCGGCUGAGGGCGAGGCUGUCGACGACCAGGAGACCUUCUAA